Messenger RNA from Parascedosporium putredinis, 1557 nucleotides. Lineage: Eukaryota; Fungi; Ascomycota; Sordariomycetes; Microascales; Microascaceae. The record is from the annotation of a GenBank genome assembly.
AUGCCUAAUCCAAUCCGCACAGAUCUACACACUGUAGACUCCUCUUCAUUCCCCUACGUCUAUGAACAAAAUGCCACCGUGGCUCUGAAAUCAAGCGAUGGACUAGUCCGGUGCAACGUGUACCGGCCUCAUGGGUCCGGACCUGACGCAAGAGUCCCCGUCCUAGUAACUUAUGGCCCCUAUGGCAAGGACGCAUAUUACGGAGAUCAAUCCCGAACACAAGUCCACCAUUCCGCCUGGGAAACCCCAGACCCCGGGUUCUGGACCAACCAUGGCUACGCCGUGGUGAGGGCCGACGAGCGGGGUAUCGGGCAGUCUCGCGGCUUGCUCGACACCAUGUCCCGCGGCACCAGCGAAGCCUUCUUCGAGGUGGUGGAAUGGUGCGCCGAACAGCCCUGGUCGAGCGGCAAGGUCGGCCUGCUCGGAAUCAGCUACUAUGCCGGCAGCCAAUGGCGCGUGGCGGCGCGCAAACCCAAGGGCCUCGCCGCCAUGAUCCCGUGGGAGGGCAUGUCCGACUAUUACCGCGAUCGGUGUCGACACGGAGGCAUCCUCUCCAACAACUUUAUCAAGUUCUGGUGGAACCGCCAAGUCGUCUCCAACCAGUACGGGCGGCCCCGGGACGAAGAGAUCCUCGUCAUCAAAGACCUGGUCGGCGAUGGCCCCAAGAGGCCGAAAUCCUCGCCCGAAAGCUUGGAGGGCAACCUCUCGGCUGAAGAGCGGGAGCAGAACCGCCGAGACCAGACCGUUGACAACCAGCUGUAUCGGUUCCGCGACGAGGAGUAUUACGCCUCCAAGGAAUACGAUCUAGGGGACAUCGACGUGCCCCUCCUGUCCGUGGCGAAUUGGGGCGGUAUUCUCCUCCACUUGCGCGGAAACAUGGAGGGCUACGCCCACGCCGGCUCCGCGCAAAAGUGGCUCCGCGUCAUCACCGGCCGCCACGACCUACCAUUCUACUACAAGGAAGAAGUAGAAGUUCAACGGUCAUUCCUCGAUGCCUUCCUCAAAGCGGAAGACCGCGACGGCUGGACGACCGGAAAAGCGCACGGAAACCGAGUGGCCCAUCGCGCGGACGGAGUGGACGAAAUUCUACCUCACGCCGGAAAGGCAACUCACCCGCGAUCUGGCGCGAGCCCAAAACGCCAGCCAACGCCGCCAAAAGCUCACGUACGAGGCGCUAGGCACGCUGGAAAGCCCCAGCUCGUGCAGUUCCAAACCGAGCCGUUCGAGGCGGAGACCGAGGUGACGGGGAACAUUGUCGCGCAUCUGCUGGUCAGCGCGACGCCCCAGCCCGACGGGCCGACGCCGUCGGAGAUUGACCUGUUCCUCACACUCCGCCACAUUUCCGCCGAGGGCAAGGAAGUCUUCUACACCGGCACGGCGGGUGAUGCGGUACCGCUCACCAAGGGAUGGUUGAGGGUAAGCCUACGAAAGGUGGCCACGACGCAUCCCAAGCACCGGGAGGCACCAAGCAAGCUUCAAGGAUUCAACCACAUAUGCUUCGGGCCUGAUAGGAUGAACUACAUCACCUUGCCUGUGAUUCCGCCCAAGGCCGAGUAA